Vanessa tameamea is the source of this 2361-nucleotide messenger RNA. RefSeq names its product protein crooked neck (gene crn). The record is from RefSeq and is a predicted model, not a curated record. Gene Ontology annotation, cellular component: Prp19 complex; post-mRNA release spliceosomal complex; U2-type catalytic step 2 spliceosome. Gene Ontology annotation, biological process: mRNA splicing, via spliceosome; spliceosomal complex assembly. The coding region runs from base 217 to 2322 and encodes 701 amino acids. Gene Ontology annotation, molecular function: protein binding. Lineage: Eukaryota; Metazoa; Arthropoda; Insecta; Lepidoptera; Nymphalidae. The transcript is spliced from 5 exons.
CUAAACUGUCAGUGUCACAAACUUUACGAGAGUUUGUCCCUAUUUUUACAUACAACACACUUACAAAAUACAAAUACAAGCGUAUAAAUUUUAUUCAUUAAUAUUUUGAACCAACAAUCGUUUUUACAAACAAUAUUUCAGUUUUUAAAACAAAAUAUACAUUUUUACUUGACUUAUAAGGUAUUUACUGUUCAGGUUAUCUAAAUAAUAACAGAUAUGGACGGAAAAACUACAAAAAUGCCCAAGGUGGCUAAGGUUAAAAAUAAAGCUCCUGCUGAAAUUCAAAUCACAGCUGAACAGCUUUUACGUGAAGCUAAAGAGAGAGAUUUGGAAAUUUUACCCCCGCCGCCAAAACAGAAAAUCUCUGAUCCAGAAGAGCUAAGAGAUUACCAACAUCGUAAACGAAAAGCAUUUGAGGAUAAUAUUCGCAAGAACAGACUUGUUAUAGGAAAUUGGCUCAAGUAUGCUCAAUGGGAAGAAUCACAAAAACAAGUUCAGAGAGCUCGUUCAAUCUAUGAAAGAGCCUUGGAUGUGGAUCACAGAAAUGUUACCCUUUGGCUGAAGUAUACAGAAAUGGAAAUGCGAAAUAGACAAGUAAAUCAUUCCAGGAAUUUAUGGGACAGAGCAGUAACAAUACUCCCAAGAGUGUCCCAGUUUUGGUACAAAUAUACUUACAUGGAGGAAAUGUUGGAAAAUGUAGCUGGAGCAAGACAAGUUUUUGAGCGAUGGAUGGAAUGGCAACCAGAUGAACAAGCUUGGCAAACAUACAUUAAUUUUGAACUGCGGUACAAAGAGCUAGACAGAGCUAGGCAGAUAUAUGAAAGGUUUGUCAUGGUGCAUCCUGAUGUUAAACAUUGGAUUAAAUAUGCAAGAUUUGAAGAAAAUCAUGGUUUUAUAAAUAGUGCAAGAAAAAUUUAUGAGAGAGCUGUAGAAUUCUUCGGAGAUGAAGAAUUAGAUGAGAGACUUUUUAUAGCCUUUGCAAAGUUUGAAGAGAACCAAAAAGAGCAUGAUAGAGCCAGAGUUAUUUACAAAUAUGCUCUAGAUCAUAUUCCUAAGGACAGAAACAAAGAAUUGUACAAGGCUUAUACAAUACAUGAGAAAAAAUAUGGUGAUAGAUCUGGUAUUGAAGAUGUUAUUGUUAAUAAAAGAAAAUAUAUGUAUGAACAAGAGGUAAUAGAAAAUCCUACUAACUAUGAUGCCUGGUUUGAUUACAUAAGGCUUGUUGAAAACGAAGGAAAUGUGGAUGAUAUAAGGGACACUUAUGAGAGAGCUAUUGCAAAUGUUCCACCAUCAAAAGAUAAACAAUUCUGGAGAAGAUACAUAUACUUAUGGAUUAAUUAUGCCUUAUAUGAAGAACUAGAAGCUGAAGAUAUAGACCGUGCAAGACAAGUUUAUAAAACUUGUUUAGAAUUAAUACCACAUAAAAUAUUUACAUUUUCUAAAAUUUGGUUGAUGUAUGCUCAAUUUGAAGUUAGAUGCAAAUAUUUAAAGCAAGCCAGAAAAACAUUAGGAAUGGCACUUGGAAUCUGUCCUAGGGAUAAACUUUACAGGGGUUAUAUAGAUCUAGAAAUUCAACUCAGAGAAUUUGAUAGAUGCAGAAUUCUUUAUCAGAAAUUUCUGGAAUAUGGUCCAGAAAAUUGUGUUACAUGGAUAAAAUUUGCAGAACUAGAAACUUUACUUGGUGAUAUAGACAGAGCAAGAGCUAUUUAUGAGAUUGCAGUGAAACAACCAAGACUUGAUAUGCCUGAAUUAUUGUGGAAAAGUUACAUUGAUUUUGAAGUUUCUCAAGGUGAAACAGACAAAGCAAGACAUCUUUAUGAAAGACUGUUAGAGAGAACCGUUCAUGUGAAAGUAUGGCUCUCUUAUGCUAAAUUUGAGUUGAAUUCUGAAAAUGCUGAUAAUAUAAACACUGAUUUAGCACGUCGUGUAUAUGAGCGAGCAAAUGACAGUCUCAGAAGUGCUGGUGAGAAGGAAUCCAGAGUUCUUCUUCUAGAAGCAUGGAAAGAUUUCGAAACAGAAGCAGGAGAUACUGACAAAAUUGAAAAAGUUUUAGCUAAAAUGCCUAGAAGAGUGAAAAAGAGACAGAAGGUUGUCAGUGAGAGUGGUGUGGAAGAAGGAUGGGAGGAAGUAUUUGAUUACAUUUUCCCUGAAGAUGAAAUGGUCAGACCCAACUUGAAACUUCUAGCAGCUGCAAAACAAUGGCGGAAAAAACAAGUGCUACCAGAAAACUCCGAAUCAAAUGAUAACCAAGCAGAAGAAAAAGAAAACUCACCUCAUACCCCCAUAGAAGACAAUGAGAACAACACUGAAAAUGAGUCAUAAAUUGUGAUUUUAAAUGUAAUAAAAUUGGAAUUGACUGAU